AUGCUCACCAGGGUGUCCACCAAGUCCGGCAGAGCCCUCUGCCGCUCCGCCAUUCGUUCCUCUGCCGCCCGUGUAUCCGUGAAGGAUGCGCAUCGCUCCUUUGUUCAGCCCUCCGGCGCCGACCGCGCCAGUGUAGUCGACGUUCCCUCGUCAUACCAAGAGGACACGGCGUUCUCACCGCGCGGCGACAUGUUCGGGUUCAAGCUUGAGUCUCGUCGCGAGGACGGGCUUUCUGAGAAAACUCGUCCCAUUUACCUCGACAUGCAGGCAACGACCCCAGUUGAUCCCCGGGUGCUGGACGCUAUGCUGCCUUACCUCACGGACCAGUACGGGAACCCCCACAGUCGGACGCAUGCGUAUGGUUGGGAGGCUGAAAAGGCGGUCGAGGAUGCCCGCAUGCAUGUUGCCGAUCUCAUCGGUGCUGACCCCAAAGACAUAGUCUUUACGUCUGGAGCGACGGAGACGAACAACAUGGCUAUCAAGGGUGUUGCGCGUUUCAACAAGGAUAGAAAGAAGCACGUUAUCACCACUCAGACCGAGCACAAAUGCGUGCUCGACUCCUGUCGUAAACUUCAAGAGGAGGGUUUCGACGUGACAUAUCUCCCGGUUCAGACGAAUGGGAUCAUCCGCCUUGAAGAUCUGGAAGCCGCCAUUCGACCUGACACUUCUCUCGUUUCAAUCAUGACUGUGAACAACGAGACUGGUGUCAUUCAGCCUAUGAAGGAGAUCGGAGAGAUUGUUCGUAAACAUCGCGGCCUUCAUCUGCACACAGACGCGGCGCAGGCGGCAGGCAAGAUCCCAGUCGACGUCAACGAAUGGAACAUCGACCUUAUGAGCAUCUCCGGUCACAAGCUGUACGGUCCGAAGGGUGUGGGUGCGGCCUAUGUCCGGCGCCGGCCUCGUGUCAGGCUGGAGCCUAUCUUGAGUGGUGGUGGCCAAGAGCGUGGGUUGCGGAGUGGCACUCUUCCCGCCGCGUUGGCAGUUGGGAUGGGGGAGGCGGCGAGGAUCGCGAAGCUAGAGAUGGCGAGAGAUAGCGCGCGGGUGAAGGAGCUUUCAGACCGGCUCAUCAAUGGGAUCAACUCCCGUGUAGAGCAUGUCGUCCGAAAUGGCGAUGUAACCGGGUACCCUGGUUGUGUCAACUUGAGCUUUUCGUACGUUGAGGGCGAGAGUUUGCUUAUGGCGCUCAAGGACAUUGCGCUCUCGUCUGGCAGUGCAUGCACAUCCGCGUCCCUUGAGCCAUCAUAUGUCCUGCGGGCCUUGGGAGCGGCGGAGGACAUGGCGCAUUCGUCAUUGCGUUUCGGCAUUGGUCGCUUUACGACCGAGGCCGAGAUUGAUUACGUGGUCGACAAAAUCGUCGCAGUCGUCCAACGGCUGCGCGACAUGAGCCCGCUAUGGGAAAUGGUCCAGGAGGGCAUUGACAUCAACUCUAUCGAUUGGUCUCAGCACUAA
Messenger RNA from Epithele typhae, 1449 nucleotides. RefSeq names its product cysteine desulfurase NFS1. Bases 1 to 1449 code for a protein of 482 amino acids. Gene Ontology annotation, molecular function: pyridoxal phosphate binding; cysteine desulfurase activity. NCBI's taxonomy places the organism in Eukaryota, Fungi, Basidiomycota, Agaricomycetes, Polyporales, Epitheliaceae. Gene Ontology annotation, biological process: [2Fe-2S] cluster assembly. The record is from RefSeq and is a predicted model, not a curated record. Gene Ontology annotation, cellular component: mitochondrion; nucleus; cytosol. The transcript is spliced from 8 exons.